GAUGAGAAGGAAUGGGCAAGUCUCCUGAAUUUUCUCCAUUUCAUAAGCUUCAAAUCUAAUAGACCGAUUGGUGUAUUGUGAUGUGGUUCAUCACAUCUCAUGUACUGACCUAGGAUUAAUAAGUCAACUGAUUACUUCUAGAAGAUGCGUUUUACCAAGAACAGUCACGGACGGAGUCUCUGCUGCACAUUGAUUUGACGAUUGGAUAGACCUCUGUGAUUUUCUUAGUCGUUGUGUAAAGAUCAUGGAUACAUUGUCAGGUGCUCUCUGGUCGUGCUGGUUGUCAUUGUUCUCGAUGUGGGGCAGAUAAUGAAUGUCAACUUGUCAAGGAUACUUGGGUUGUUGUAGGCUCUCUAUUUCACUAAUAGUACAACAGACAUAUUGGAAGGGAUACAUCAUCAUCUCAUCACUGAGCACUAUCAAAUCCUUUGGAUUUUACAAGAUGGACCAUAAGAGAGAAAACCAACUUAUAACUGAAUAGACUCACUGGCCUGCUGUGUCGCCACGAUUGAGAAGAAUUGGUUAAACAAUAUGGAUUGAUAAAGUGGGUAUCCUAAUAAAUAUUGUACAUGUAUAUCCGGAACUAUGCAUAUCGCACAAUGACAGAAUAAAGCUCAAUUUAUUUACACAUUAUCCAAAAUGGAUCCCAUGCAUAUUCGCAGCACGAUCUGUUAGAGUAGUAUCCUCUCUCCAUUCUACAUCUAAUUCGAGGGAAAGAAUAUUCCAAUCAAAUCGGGAUCAUGCCUCUGCGUGAUUCACGUACGAUGCAAGGCAUGUCCUACAGACAGUCCCCCGCAGAAACACUUAGUGGAUGUCGUCAUCUCCGCUGUAAAGCAUUCCUGGUCACCGUCCUUGGCGUACUCCUGGUCGCAUCUUUCCCCGCAACCUACUCCUCAGCCAUGCUCAUCGUCGGCGUAUUUCUCAUCCUCCUCGGCUCAGCUCUCGCUUUCAUGUACUACGUCGCCAGGGAUUUGGGAAAGGAAAACACGGCAGCUGGACAGGGCGUGAAUCGUAGCUGGAACCGUAUCCGUCGACAACGACUUCAACGACGUCGUCGUAGGAACUCAGCAACCAGGAGAUCGGCUAAUACUAAUCCGACAUCGGGAGAACAUGAUCAUGAGGAUACUGCUCCUCCGCCGGCAUAUGAGACUAGUAUCAGUGUUGAAGAGCUUAUGCGUUGCCCGGAACCCUCUGGUUGGACCUUUCUACCCUCCGAUCCACCUCCAGUAUACUUUCCACCAAUCACAGCUCUCGACUCAAAUCACUCUCACACGGCGACAGAUGAUCAUCCCGAAACUGACCAAUCACAAUCAGCAUUGCCCAUCUAUAGCAUCAGUCGUGAGCUGAGUUACACACUACCGACGUACGAGCAAGCAUUAGAUGAAACUCAUACUCAUGGGGCUAUGAAUGAGAACGAUGAUGAUAAUGGUACACGCCUCUCUAACCAAGAUACGGUUGUUGUUGAACUGGAUGAUGACCACGAGAUAGACACAGUACAACCUACAUUUUUAGUAUGUGAAACAAGUGUGUCUAAUUCUGACAGUAUACAACAGUUACUUAAUAUCGGGUCUGCACAGGGUUACCGUGAAAGUGUUGAUACUAUAACCCAGGUCUUAAUAUAGCUUGAAAUUAUACAUACAUUUACACAAUGUAUAUUCAUGUAUUAUAAAAGGAAACUAAUGUGACCUUUUUGUUAUAGGGCCUAAUCAUUAAAUUAGUAAUGUGUGUUUGACUACCAUGUGGAGCCGUAUUUCGCAAGGGGAGCUGACGUCUUUCGCCUUCAUUUUUUUAAUUUCCAGCUUCGAAUUUUGAGAGCGAGUAAAGCGACCGAGCUAAAAGAAUUAUUGUAAAGGCAUUGUAUCUCCAUCAAAACGCCCAAGACAAUUAUUAUACAAAUACAUAUUAAUAUGUCAUCUUGCUAUACAUCUGAGUGAUAGGGAUAAUCGUCAUUGGCAAGCGCAGACUGUCUUAUAAAAUGUCAAUCAAUAUGGAUGAAUAUAUGGAGGAGGAAAGAUUAGUAGAUGAGGAACUGUAACUCAAUAAUGUCAUUCGUACCAAAAGUAUGAGAUGGAAUAUGGCUACGUAUAUGCUUAUUUGCAUGUUAAAUCGUAGAAUUAUAUAUAGGUCACAUGUUUAUACAAAAACGAUGUUGAAAAGGAACUCUGUACAGAAAAAUAGAGGAAACGGAGAAGGAAAAUAAGAAGGAAAUACCAGCCCUUUGGUUCUACUGAAACAUACAUGUACAACCCAUAC
Molecule: messenger RNA, 2253 nt
Organism: Strongylocentrotus purpuratus (purple sea urchin)
Lineage: Eukaryota; Metazoa; Echinodermata; Echinoidea; Camarodonta; Strongylocentrotidae
Exons: 2
Coding region: 741-1622 (293 amino acids)
Source: RefSeq, a predicted model, not a curated record